This is a messenger RNA of Chrysemys picta bellii (western painted turtle), 9335 nucleotides long. RefSeq names its product solute carrier family 4 member 5 (gene SLC4A5). The record is from RefSeq and is a predicted model, not a curated record. Gene Ontology annotation, molecular function: sodium:bicarbonate symporter activity; monoatomic anion transmembrane transporter activity; solute:inorganic anion antiporter activity. Gene Ontology annotation, biological process: monoatomic anion transport; bicarbonate transport; transmembrane transport. Gene Ontology annotation, cellular component: plasma membrane. NCBI's taxonomy places the organism in Eukaryota, Metazoa, Chordata, Testudines, Emydidae.
AGAUCUGUGGUUGGCGGCCCAUACCCCAACUGGGGUGACGGGCAUGAGUGAGUGAGAGUGAGUUAGAAGGGCUAAAACACUAAGGAGGGAGCAAAACGGUGCAGGAUGGUGUUUAACUAUCACCAGGGGGAUGAAAGCAAAAGAAGCUUUAGGCCAAAUAUCAGAAAAAGAGUGUGUGGAAUAAUCUCCCAAAAGGAACUGGGGGAGAAGGGAGCGGGGAAGCCCCUAUCACAUUAUCUUAAGCUGCAAAAUGUCACUUCCCAUUCCCGUUUCUCCUUACCAAUGUGACCAGCUAUCCAGAAAUUAUAUUGACAGUUGUGAUGCAGAUUUAUUGAUAUUUCAUGUUAAAAGGAUAAGUAGAUCUGAACAGCCCAGGCGUGAAAUAUAACUGGACAGCUCAGAUAAUCAGUGUGUGUGCAUAUAAAUGGAUGUAUUCGUGUAGAGCACAGGGCUGUGUGCAGUAAUUGCAGUAAAACCUAAAGCCACAUGAAACUCACCCACUUUGGGGGAUCAUAACAAACCCAAGAUAAGAUCAGAACUUGGAUCAGUGGAGGAUUUAGAACAGAAGCCCAUUGGAAAUGCACGGUUCCAUAUGAGAGAAACCCAAAUGAAAAAUACUAGCUCAGAACACAUCAGAACUCUAGGGUGUUAAAAAUCGGAGCCCUGAUCUGAAAUUUCCAGAUGAUCCCUAUUUCUAAUGGGCCCAACAAACGUAAGAUUUUAAGCAGUGGUUCUAAUCCAUGGUUUUGGUCCAGGCCUCUGUGCAAUCAGUGCAGUGAUAAUGUCCUCAUUCAAACAGAGAAGGGUCAACGGGCAAUGGUUUUCCAUACAUCACUGUGGGGCCAGACUUGCAGCCAUUGCAAGCAGCUGGUAGAUGCCCCAAAGCCCUGCAUGACACAGCAGUUCAUUCUCAGUGCAUGCUCUCCUGCCUCAGAGAGAGCAGAGGCAGAGGUUACUCUCAGCUUGGUUUUUUCGAAAGCCCUCCUCUAUCAGGACGGGGGCCCUGUCGUUGGUAUGGCUGCACCUACAUCAUAAUUUAAAAUUCAUACUGUGAUUUGUGCAAUUCAGGAGUCUGGACUUCAUGACUGCUUGUUUAACUCCAGAUCCUUCGAGUGCUGAGUGCCCUCCAUCCUUAUGGAACUCGAUAAGCAUUGAGGAUGCUCAGCACCUUGCCGAAUCAGACCCUUAGUGCCGGAAGGGAUUUUCAACAACAGCAUCUAAGUGAUGUAGGAACAGAAGCCUUAUUGAAAGGGCCAGAUCCUGCAGACACUUAGAGUAUGUCUACACUGCAAUAAAAACCCAGCAGCACCGAUCCUCAGAGCCUGGGUCAGCUAACUCAGGGUCACAGGGCCCAGCCUUUGGAGCUAAAAUAGCAGGGUAGAUGUUCAGGCUCUGAGACCCUCGCAGGGUCUCAGAGCCCAGGCUCCAUUUUGAGCCUGAACGUCUACACUGCUAUUUUUAGCCCCGCUAUCCUAAAUCAGCUGACUUGGGCCAGCUGCCACCCUGCCAUGUGUCUUUUAUUGCAGUGUAGACGUAACCUUAGGCAUGAGCUUAACUGGAAGCAUUCAGUGAGACCACACCAUGCACAAAGUUAACCACCUGCAUAAACGUUUGCUGGGUCAGGAAGAGCGUACACGCAGCCCUGAUUUUCAGUGCUCCUGAGUUCUCACAGUGCCCUCGACUUCAGUGGGAGCUUUGCCUGGUGGAGUUGAAAAUCAAGCUCUUAAUCUAUAUGCAAUAUUCCAAAUUAUAAAGAUGUGUGGUUUUAACUCGGGCUGUCUGAUAUCCUUUCAAUGAAAUCUUAAAUACCUUGAAAUGUGAGGUUUUUUUAUUGUGUUUGUGUCACAAAAUACGUUCAAGUUUGUACAAAAAAAUUCAACUUUUGAAUUUCUUUUUAUUUAUUAUUUGGAUGCCUAGGAGCCUCCAUCGUGGACAAUGACCCCAUAGUGCUAGGUGCUGUCCAAAGAACCGAACUUACCUGAAUAACUGCCUGAUGAACUUCUCAUCUGAAUAGACAAGAAUGACACAGCGUGGUAGGGAAGGGAUGCAACACACAAGCAGAGUGAACAAUGUGAUGGUAGCAAAUAUCAUUGCUGACAGCAUAUUUGACCCUGUACAAAACACAAAAUGAAGGCAGUUCCUGUCCAAAAGGGGGAACUGACAAUCCGAGCAAGACUGAUGCACCCAAGACAGGAUGCCCUGGGCAGCACAGAAGGGGGACCAGCUCUCUCCUCUCGUGGUUCAGUCAUGAUGGAUGAGGAUGAUGGAUUGAGUGAAAGAGGUCUCAGCAACUCCAGGAAGAGAUAUGAUGAUGAUGAAGACUACCAUUCCAUUUACAUCGGGGUGCCAAUGCCACGGGGCUACAGGAGGAAAAGGCGCAGACGGAGAUCCACCUCCAGCCGGGAUAAAACCAGCGAGAAUGAAAGGCUCUACGAGCGCCAGGACCGCUCAGAUACCGAUGAAGGAGGGCAAGCAAGCUACGACAAUGGGAACGACAACGCCAGCAGGACGAUGUCUCCAGCUGCUGAACGCCUUCGUUACAUCCUGGGUGAAGACGAUGAUCCUCCAAACCCCACCCUGUUCACUGAGAUGGACACACUGCAGCACGAUGGAGAAGAAAUGGAGUGGAAAGAAUCUGCCAGGUGGAUAAAGUUUGAAGAAAAGGUGGAAGAAGGAGGGGAGAGAUGGAGCAAACCUCAUGUGUCAACGUUAUCUUUGCACAGCCUGUUUGAACUACGCACGUGUCUACAGACAGGGACGGUGCUCCUAGACUUAGAUGGCUACUCCUUACCACAGAUCAUCGAUGAUGUUAUUGAAAAGCAGAUAGAGGAUGGUCUGCUCAAGCCAGAGCUGAGAGAGAAAAUAAGUUACGUGCUCCUGAGGAAACACCGCCACCAGACCAAGAAGCCAAUCCACCGAUCCUUGGCAGACAUUGGCAAAUCAGUCUCGUCCAACACAAAUCGCAGUCCUGUCCGGAGCCCAGCAACAGGGGCCAGCUUCCACCGCUCCACCGAAGAUCUUAGAAUGAGACAGAACGCAAAUUAUGGACGUUUACGCCAUGCGCAAAGCAGAAGCAUGAAUGACAUUACAGAUACACCAAGCACAGAUCAGGUACUAAAAAAUAAAUUCAUAAAGAAGAUCCCCAAAGACGCGGAAGCCUCCAAUGUCCUGGUGGGAGAGGUGGACUUCCUGGAGAAGCCAUUCGUGGCAUUCGUGAGGCUUAUACAGUCCACCAUGCUGGGCGGGGUGACGGAAGUUCCCGUCCCCACUAGGUUCCUUUUUAUUCUCCUGGGUCCUUCAGGAAAGGCAAAAUCCUACAAUGAAAUCGGCCGAGCUAUCGCCACCCUCAUGGUAGAUGACCUUUUCAGUGAUGUGGCCUACAAAGCCAGGGACCGAGAUGACCUGAUUGCAGGAAUAGAUGAGUUUCUGGAUGAAGUCAUUGUCCUCCCGCCAGGGGAGUGGGAUCCAAACAUUAGAAUAGAGCCACCCAAAAAAGUACCUUCCGCUGAGAAGAGGAAAUCAGUGUUCUCACUGAACGAAGCAGGGCAGAUGAACGGCACCGCGGGAGGAGCGGCAGGAGGGGGCGGCGGCGGAGGUGGAGGGGGCGGCAGUGGCAGUGACGACGGAGAAAUGCCAGCUGUGCAUGAAGUUGGGGAAGAGCUUGUCUGGACGGGCAGGUUUUGCGGCGGCCUGUAUUUGGAUAUCAAGAGGAAGCUGCCCUGGUUCCCCAGUGAUUUCUAUGAAGGCUUUCAUAUCCAGUCUAUCUCCGCCAUCCUCUUCAUUUACCUGGGCUGCAUCACAAAUGCCAUAACAUUUGGGGGGCUGCUUGGUGAUGCUACAGACAACUACCAGGGGGUCAUGGAGAGCUUCCUCGGCACAGCGAUGGCGGGCUCCCUGUUCUGCUUCUUUGCCGGGCAGCCGCUCAUUAUCCUCAGUAGCACAGGGCCCAUCCUCAUCUUCGAAAAGCUACUCUUCGACUUCAGCAAAGGCAACAGCAUAGACUACAUGGAGUUCCGUCUGUGGAUCGGCUUACACUCUGCCCUACAGUGCCUUAUCCUGGUGGCUACAGACGCCAGCUUCAUUAUAAAGUACAUCACACGCUUCACUGAGGAGGGGUUCUCCACCCUCAUCAGCUUUAUAUUCAUCUAUGAUGCUAUCAAGAAGAUGAUCGGCGCCUUUAAGUAUUACCCUAUCAAUGCAGACUUCAAACCAGACUACGUGACCAUGUACAAAUGCGAGUGCAUUGCUCCUGACCCAGUGAAUACAACAUUGUUCAAUGCUUCAGCUCCGCUGGCACCAAACAACACUAACAUUUCUGUGUACAAUGCUAUUAAUGUAACAGCUCUGGACUGGACCCAGCUGAGUAAGAAGGAAUGUCUAAAGUAUGGCGGAAGCCUAGUAGGGAAAUCCUGUAAAUUUGUUCCUGACUUAGCCCUCAUGUCCUUCAUCCUCUUCUUUGGGACUUAUUCCAUGACUGUAACGCUGAAGAAAUUCAAGUUCAGUCGCUACUUUCCUACAAAGGUCAGGGCCUUCAUUGCUGAUUUUUCCAUUGUCUUCUCCAUUCUGCUGUUCUGUGGAAUAGAUGCCUGGUUUGGCCUGGACACUCCAAAGCUGCAUGUUCCCAGUAUAAUUAAGCUACGUAAACUUAUUAGUGACUUCUCUAUCUUCAUGUCCAUACUAAUGUUUGUUGGUCUCGAUGUAUUGUUUGGACUGAAUACUCCUAAACUGCAAGUGCCUACUGAUUUUAAGCCCACUCGCUUAGAUCGAGGAUGGUUUGUGUUCCCAUUCGGUAAGAAUCCAUGGUGGAUCUACUUGGCCAGCGCCCUUCCAGCUCUGCUGGUUACCAUCUUGAUCUUCAUGGACCAGCAAAUCACAGCUGUCAUAGUCAAUAGGAAGGAGCACAAACUGAGGAAAGCGGCAGGCUAUCACCUGGACUUGUUCUGGGUGGGGGUCCUGAUGGCCGUGUGUUCAUUCAUGGGGCUGCCUUGGUACGUAGCUGCCACGGUCAUUUCCAUAGCCCACAUCGACAGCUUAAAGAUGGAGACGGAGACCAGCGCGCCAGGGGAGCAGCCACAGUUCCUGGGAGUGAGGGAGCAGAGAGUCACCGGAAUCAUUGUCUUUGUCCUGACUGGGAUAUCCGUCUUCCUGGCUCCAAUUCUGAAGUAUAUUCCGAUGCCGGUGCUGUAUGGUGUCUUUCUCUACAUGGGAGUUGCCUCUCUGAAUGGCAUUCAGUUCUGGGACCGCUGCAAGCUCUUCCUGAUGCCAGCCAAGCACCAGCCUGACUACGCCUUCCUUCGCCAUGUGCCCCUGCGGCGGAUCCACCUCUUCACCCUGGUGCAGAUCAUCUGCCUAGCCAUCCUCUGGAUCCUGAAGUCCACUGUGGCGGCUAUUAUCUUCCCUGUGAUGAUUUUAGCCUUAAUCUUAGUGAGGAAAAUGCUGGAUUUCGUCUUUUCCCAACACGACCUGGCCUGGAUUGAUAACAUCAUCCCCGAGAGAGAGAAAAAGAAGGAAGACGACAAGAAGAAGAAGAAGAAAGGCAACAAAGGGGAAGAGGAGAGUGAGGAUGAGCCUCGGUUCCCAACACCCUCAGUUAUAAAGAUCCCAAUGGAACCCGUCCAAUCAGACCCCCAAAAUGGUAUCCAUUGCAUUACCAGAAAGAGGUCCUCCAGCUGGAGCUUUGCGUUCUGAUUCCUCUCCUAACGGUUCAGACUUGGAUCGCAGUAUUACGCUUCACCUGAAGAUUUCCUGCCCAUCAUCUCCUGCGUUUAACUACUCCCGAAACCCUCUCUGCGGCGUGCCCCAGGUGAAGAUAGAGAUGGAGUCAGACUAUGAAGACAGUGACACAGAAAAGCACCCUCGGGACAUGGGCAGCGAGACCACAUUGUAGUCCCACACUGUCCUUCCUUUGUGAUGAUAUAUAAAUAAGAAAAUUGGGCCUAUUUUUCUAUGUGACAAACUGAGGAGAUCAUUGGUCCCCAGGACCCAUUUCUCCAUUAGCUUUUAGCAGAAUAAAUUAGAACUGCUGUGGAAUUCCACCCCGUUCAGUUGGGCCAAGAAACCACCGCCAGCUUCAGAGCAAUGCUAGGAAUGUGGAAAUGGUACUUUAGGACUCUGGUCCCUGCAGUAAUAGGGGACAUUAGACCCUGGGCGGUUGCUGCUAUUUCAAUGAAGACUCUGAAGAUAGCAGGGCCACCUUCCUUCAGCAUCUGGACCCUGACAUUACCAGCAUUGGAGAGCCACACCCUUUCCAGUGCAAGCUUCAACUCCACCAUUCUCGUGUAGUCUGUAUCCCUAUUAGCGUUAGUUGGCCCAGGGAGGAUUCACAAAUGCUUGAGCAGUAAUCUGUGACAUUCCGUUGGGGAUGGGAGGGGAGAUUUCAGGACUGUAAACUGCAGUUUAUUGCAUGUUUUACACACCAUAUGCAGCAAACAAUGCACACCCCAGAAACAAAACAGGGCUAAGAAAAAUUCCCUUUUUGGGACGUUAUGGAAUGUUUAGACUCUAAGUGGAAAACUUCCCUGGCUGCUGCUUAAAAAUACAGCCAUAGCCCUUUCAAACUGCUUCUGUCCUGUAGGAAGGUUUCUGUAUGAACUCUGUGUUACCCCGUGGCAUUCACUCUCCGGAGCUAGGAGCAAUUUUAAAGGGUUAGGCUUGUAAAAAGCUAAACUCAGGCACUUCCCACCCUCUCUCUCUGCUGAAGUUAUAAUGAUACUGUUCUAAGCAGACUUAGUCCAUGUAACUCCUAUUGUUAAUGGAGAAACUUGUAAGAGGUUGACACACACAAACUGCCAUUGUCCAGGCCAGUCAGGCUGAACUAGCCCACCACCAACCAUCAAAGCUGACUCCACCCAUGUCACCUGAUGUACUAGAAAGUCCUGUGGGUAACCAUUACAGGGGCAAUGACUGUCUAGCUUUUACUUUGCAGCAUGUUCUACUCCAGCAACAGUCUUCCUCGAAAGGACCAUCCAUACUUUUGCUCAACCCAGCCACAUACAAAUAACUGUCUGGAAGGUAAGAAGCACUUAUGGGCUGUGAAAUGUUUGGUUAAUCCUAGGGUUAGAGAUGGAAGAGCCCUAACUGCUCUAAUCCAUUCCCUUCCAGCCCAGGCAUUAUCUAAACAGGAGUGGAGAAAUCCACAGGGUGGUAUUUUUAUGAUACAUGCCAGAGUCAGCUCAACAAUAGAACUUCCUGCUCUGAAAGCACAGGCCCCUGCCACUGGAGCAAAAGAGGGCUUUGCUGUUAUAGCAUGUCCUAUGACAAUUGAGCAGUUAUGAUUCCAUAUACUAGCCAGAUGGUAGCAACAGCAGUCCUGCUGGGAAGUGACUUACAUGCCCUUCUCAGUUAAUUUUUUAAUGAGGAAUGAAUGUUUGAUAUGUCAGAUUGGAUUGCUGGCCUUUUCCCUCCACUAGGCUAUUGAGAAAGAGAUAGGGAUUACGGACAGCUCAGUUAACUGUGGGGGUGAAACUAACAACUUGUGUUGUUGGAAUCAGAAGGUUCCAUAACUUGGGUGAAAGGCAAAUGUCUGCUACUUAGCCUCAAUGUAAGUGAAAAGUAGGGUGGUGACCCUAUCUUAGCUAACCAUAGGCAAAGUGUGUCUAGAAGGGGCAGUGAUAUACAUACAUGUCUAUUUGUGCCAGUUUUAAUUAACAGUUGAGUUGAUAUACUUCCCAGUUUAGUCAGGGGAGGAAGGCUACGGGGCUCAGAAAAGUUUCUGCAGCUGCAGAUUUUAGUGCAACUCCACACCAAGCUCAUUCUUGGUUAAGUCAGUGACUUGAAACAUGUUUAGUUUUUUUAAUUCAAAUUAUAAGGUGCAGCCUUUGGCAGUAGUCCCUUGAGUGCUGGUUACAGAUAAAAAAAAAUUCAAGGGAAGCCCUUUCUUAAGAGCCAGUUCCUACUUUUGAUUUUCAGUCCCCCCCUCCCCAUGCUUUCAAAACCAUUAAGGGGCAGGAAAUUCAGUUCAGUUACAUUGGUGCAAAUACAGACCUUAGGUUAUUUUGCAUUUGAGUUUAGUGCACAGCACUUUAGCUUUUAUCUUUAUACAAACACCUCAACCCUUACAGUAGGGCAUCUUCCUUACUAUCACUUUGGCCAGCCCUUGCUUCCUCUACAAUUGCCCCUCCCUUAAACAUGGCUCUUGCACAUACUGCCAGAUGAUGUGAGCCUGCUUUGAACUGAUUUUUAGAAGUCUAGUUCAGAUGUGUGGGUUUGCUCUCAAAGGCCUGUUACUAGUUAAUCCUUUCAAACUGGCAGCUGGAUACUGUUGCAAUGGUUAAUAUGUUACUGUACCUACUCACUCAUUGGUGCACUUUUCAGAAAGGAAAGCAACAAAAUUGUCUUGAGGGUUUUUAUUUUUAGAAAAAAUGCAAUUGUAAGCUAAGUUCAGAAAGAAAUGGAAAAAAAUAUCAGCCAUUUAAGAUUGCUGCAAAGAACAAGCCCUCAGUGUUUUGUUAUAAAUUCCACCUGCAUGCAUCUUUAAGAGCAGGCUUCAUGGUUUUUUAGGAUAAAAGAGCCCUGUUUCUGACAAAGUCUACUCUGCAGGGGUUCUGGAAUGCUGGUUAAAUAUUGCAACUGCUUUGAACCCUAGAAUGAAACAGAUGCUGGUUCUUUGUAAAUAUUUAAGUGAAGUCCAACAAAAGAAAACUUGAAUUCAGUUUCCUAUUUAUAGUAUUUUCUAGCUUGAGUACCCAGCAAGACUGUUUUUGAAUGUGAGAUUAAUAAAACAGUAUUACUCCAGUUGACAGUUAAGUGACAGACACUUAAUUAUUACAUGUUAAGGUAAAAACUAUUUGAACUUAAAGGUGGUUCUGUAUAUUUUCUAGUUUAUUUUGUAUCAGUCUUGUCUGUGGUAGCUAAAGCAUGAUAGGCUUACAAGCUUAAUUACUUUUUAAAAGGUUAAUCUACUUUAUGCAAUAUGUCCGUUCAGUUUCAAUGUACAAAGCAAAUUGAAAAGGCUUUGUUGACUCAACUAAGUGUUCAUGUAGCACAAGAAUAUGCUUGACUUUUAAAUCAAGGAAGCUAUAAAGUACAGUUUCAGUUUUAAUUAAAUCCAUGCAGUUUUCAAUGUCACAGGCUGUUUACACUUUUGUAUAUGUAAAGUGAUUUGAAGAGUACCAGACUUGCAGUCUAUUUGCUACUAAAUACAGUAGCUAUUUUACAUUUCAUUAACAAUCCAAUAAAUCGCAUUAAAUUCUCUUCACUUUGUAGUGUGUUCAUGAUACAAACCAAAAUCUUAACUUCCAGAAUUUCACUCAUAUCAAAAAUGCAUCCCUCCUAUACAACAACCUGCUAAGACCAGUCUAGUGGAGGUGGUGGUAAAAUCCAGGUAACACUUAUAU